Molecule: messenger RNA, 1093 nt
Organism: Erigeron canadensis
Lineage: Eukaryota; Viridiplantae; Streptophyta; Magnoliopsida; Asterales; Asteraceae
Product: probable 2-oxoglutarate-dependent dioxygenase AOP1
Exons: 3
Coding region: 1-927 (308 amino acids)
Molecular function (GO): dioxygenase activity
Source: RefSeq, a predicted model, not a curated record
AUGCAUAAACUUCCCACUAUUGACUUCACCAACAAGAGAAACUUACAACCCGGCUCAACCUCAUGGAUCUCCACUGCCGUUGAAGCCACACAUGCCCUUGAAGAAUACGGAUGUUUCAUAGCAGAGUAUGAUAAAGUGACUUUGGAGCUCAAUGAUGCUGUGUUUCAAGGAUUGCAAGACUUGUUUGAUAUCCCGACUGAAAUCAAAGUACAAAACAAGUCCACAAAACCCUUGUAUGGCUAUGUUGGUCAAAUUCCAUUCAUUCCUCUAUAUGAAAGCAUGGGGUUUGAUUACUCCAACACCCUUGAUGGUGUAAAAAGUUUCACUGAUGUCAUGUGGCCUGGUGGAAAUGAAGCUUUUAGUGCAACGGUGCUAGCAUACAACAAGCUAGUGGCAGAGUUGGAAGAAAUGGUGACAAGAAUGGUGUUUGAAACCUAUGGUGUGGAGAAGUAUUUGGAUGCUCAUAGGAAAAUGGUCACAUACCUUUGUAGGGGCAUGAAGUAUAGAGUACCUGAGGAAAAUGAAACUAAUAUGGGUUUUGUUCCUCAUACCGAUAAAGACUUUAUCACCGUUCUGCAUCAAAAUGGAGUCAACGGUUUAGAGGUCAAAGCAAGGGAUGGUGAGUGGUUCACUGUGGAGCUCAAGCCUUCGUCAUACAUAGUUAUGUCAGGCGAUGCAGCCAUGGCAUGGAGUAACGAAAGAUUGCAUUCACCAUUUCACAGAGUUACUAUGAAUGGAAAAGAAAGCCGAUAUUCUAUAGCCCAAUUUUCAUUUCUGGAAGGGAUAAUAGAGACACCAAAAGAGUUUGUUGAUGAAGAGCAUCCCUUGAAAUUUAAGCCAUUUGAUCACCUUAAGUAUCUCGAAUUCUAUAACCAGGAGGAAAACCGGAGACUCGAAUGUGCUAUAAGAACCUACUGUGGAGUGUGAGACUUGCAAAGACAUGCUUCCAUCCUAUUCAAGUUGAUGAUGUUUAAGUGUGUGAACAAUAAAUUUCUUAUUAUCUCAUUUGGUGUAUGUGUAUUAGGGCCAAUAAUCCUAAUCUUUCCUAAAUAAUAACUUAAGUUAAUGGCUAUUUUUACUUCUGUGACAAUGA